This is a messenger RNA of Aspergillus calidoustus, 1638 nucleotides long. The record is from the annotation of a GenBank genome assembly. NCBI's taxonomy places the organism in Eukaryota, Fungi, Ascomycota, Eurotiomycetes, Eurotiales, Aspergillaceae.
AUGCCGAUUGCCAACGGUGACGCUCUGGGAAGAGCCAUGAGCGCCGAGUUCCAGGACUACACCAAGGCUCUGGAGGUCCUGGAAAAGGACUACGCUCAGGAUGGUCUGGACGUCGAUACCCUGCUUGACUCUGACAAGCACGGUGCUCUGACCUACAAUGACUUCCUCGUUCUACCGGGAUAUAUCGGCUUCCCUGCCCACGACGUCACACUGGACACACCGGUCACCAAGCGUGUGACGCUGAAGGCCCCUCUCCUGUCCUCCCCCAUGGACACUGUCACGGAACACAACAUGGCCAUCCACAUGGCUCUCCUGGGUGGUCUCGGUGUCAUCCACCACAACUGCUCUCCGGAAGACCAGGCCGAGAUGGUGAGGAAGGUCAAGCGGUACGAGAACGGUUUCAUUCUGGACCCGGUUGUGCUCUCUCCCAAGGCUACUGUCGGAGAGGCCAAGGAGCUCAAGGCCAAGUGGGGAUUUGGCGGUUUCCCAGUUACUGAAAAUGGAACUCUCCGCUCGAAGCUGGUUGGUAUCGUCACCACCCGUGACAUCCAAUUCCACCCUAACCUCGAUGACUCCGUCACUGCCAUCAUGUCCACCGACCUCGUCACAGCCCCUGCUGGCACCACACUCGCCGAAGCCAACGACGUGCUACGCAGCUCAAAGAAGGGCAAGCUGCCAAUCGUCGAUGAGAAUGGCAACCUCGUCUCGCUUCUCUCCCGCAGCGACUUGAUGAAGAACCUGCACUACCCUCUGGCCUCCAAGCUCCCCGCCUCCAAGCAGCUGAUCUGUGCCGCCGCCAUCGGCACCCGUGAGGAGGACAAGUACAGACUGAAGCUCCUCGUCGAGGCCGGUCUCGACAUUGUCAUCCUCGACAGCAGCCAAGGCAACAGCAUGUACCAGAUCGAAAUGAUCAAGUUCGUCAAGAAGACCUACCCUGAGAUCGACGUCAUUGGCGGAAACGUCGUGACGCGCGACCAGGCCGCGGCCCUGAUUGCUGCCGGUGUCGAUGGCCUGAGAAUUGGCAUGGGUAGCGGCAGCGCCUGUAUCACACAGGAAGUCAUGGCCGUCGGCCGCCCCCAGGCCCUCUCCGUCCGCCGCGUUUCCCACUUCGCCGCCCGCUUCGGCGUCCCUUGUAUCGCCGACGGCGGUAUUCAGAACAUCGGCCACAUCGUCAAGGGUCUCGCGAUGGGUGCCUCAACCGUCAUGAUGGGUGGUCUCCUCGCCGGUACCACCGAGUCUCCCGGUGAGUACUUUGUCAGCAGCGAGGGCCAGCUCGUCAAGGCCUACCGUGGUAUGGGCAGUAUCGCCGCCAUGGAGGACCGCAAGGCCGCUGGCGGCAAGACGGACAACAAGGCCAGCAAUGCCGGUACCGCCCGCUACUUCUCCGAGAAGAGCAGCGUCCUUGUUGCCCAGGGUGUCUCUGGUUCCGUCCUGGACCGCGGCUCCGUCACCAAGUUCAUUCCCUACCUCGUCACUGGUAUCCAGCACUCUCUCCAGGACAUCGGUGUGCCCAGUCUACAGGCUCUCCACGACGGUGUGAACAAGGGUACCGUCCGAUUUGAGGUGCGCAGCGCUAGCGCCAUGGCCGAGGGUAACGUCCACGGCCUGCACAGCUACGACAAGAAGCUUUACUCCUAG